Molecule: messenger RNA, 1375 nt
Organism: Prunus persica (peach)
Lineage: Eukaryota; Viridiplantae; Streptophyta; Magnoliopsida; Rosales; Rosaceae
Product: cytochrome c1-2, heme protein, mitochondrial
Exons: 8
Coding region: 192-1115 (307 amino acids)
Biological process (GO): mitochondrial electron transport, ubiquinol to cytochrome c
Molecular function (GO): heme binding; electron transfer activity
Source: RefSeq, a predicted model, not a curated record
CGAAAAAGAUUAGAGAGGUGCUGUAAAAGGGGUAGUUCCCCAUUUUGUCUCGCGCACAACGAACUAUUCCUUGGUCCUCAGCUGCUUCAUCUUCCUCUUCUUCCUCUUCUUCGUUUGGAUCCCUGAGCUGCGGCAGCUCCUUGACCUUUCAAUCUCAGAGCCCAUCGCUGUCCCACUGAAUAUUGACUGAAAUGGCUGGAGGAGCGAUCCACCAGUUAUUGAGGAGGAAACUUCAGUCUCAAUCUACUGCCCCUCCAUUUUUGUCUUCCCUAUUACAUAAGAAAGACGAUGCUGGGUCUGCUGGGGUAAGGUCCCUCAGAGCACUUGCUCUCCUUGGAGCAGGUGUUUCCGGACUCCUAAGUUUUGCAACUGUAGCAUCUGCUGAUGAGGCCGAACAUGGAUUAGAGUGCCCAAACUACCCCUGGCCUCACCAGGGAAUCCUUAGCUCAUACGAUCAUGCUUCGAUUCGUCGCGGUCAUCAGGUUUACACACAAGUCUGUGCAUCCUGCCAUUCCAUGUCUUUAAUAUCUUACCGUGAUUUGGUGGGAGUUGCAUAUACAGAAGAGGAGACAAAGGCUAUGGCAGCUGAGAUUGAGGUAGUUGAUGGUCCUAAUGAUGAGGGUGAGAUGUUUACUCGCCCUGGUAAACUUAGUGAUCGAUUCCCGCAGCCAUAUGCAAAUGAGCAGGCUGCUAGGUUUGCUAAUGGCGGGGCAUAUCCUCCAGAUUUAAGUCUUAUUACAAAGGCUCGUCACAAUGGUCAGAAUUAUGUAUUUGCCCUUCUCACUGGUUACCAUGAUCCUCCAGCUGGUGUUUCGAUCCGUGAGGGUCUGCACUAUAACCCUUACUUCCCUGGGGGAGCUAUUGCUAUGCCUAAAAUGCUUAACGAUGGUGCUGUUGAGUACGAAGAUGGUACUCCUGCAACUGAGGCUCAGAUGGGGAAAGAUGUUGUGUCGUUCUUGACAUGGGCCGCGGAACCAGAAAUGGAAGAGAGAAAAUUGAUGGGAUUCAAAUGGAUUUUUGUUCUCUCUCUUGCGCUACUUCAAGCAGCUUACUACCGGCGAUUGAAGUGGUCAGUUCUCAAGUCCCGCAAGCUGGUUCUUGAUGUUGUGAACUAGCCUUACGUUGGUUUGUUUCACUGUUUUGCUUCUGGGAGGACCACCUAUUUUGGAAAUAAUUUUUUUCACAUUGUAAUCAAGGUUUUCUUGGCAUGUCAAAUUGGUUGAAAUCAGUAAUUGGUGAUGGAGUGACCCUUGAGAGUGUCAUUUUAAGAGAUAUAAUAAGCUUCCUCAUACAUAUGGAAUAUUUAUUUAUUUUCUUGGGCAUGUGAAUUUUGUUAAUUUUCUUCAAGUGCCAAAUUAUAUUUCUCCUUUUUGGA